Corylus avellana is the source of this 2798-nucleotide messenger RNA. Its product is annotated as structural constituent of nuclear pore. NCBI's taxonomy places the organism in Eukaryota, Viridiplantae, Streptophyta, Magnoliopsida, Fagales, Betulaceae. Gene Ontology annotation, molecular function: phospholipid binding; structural constituent of nuclear pore. The record is from RefSeq and is a predicted model, not a curated record. Gene Ontology annotation, biological process: RNA export from nucleus; protein import into nucleus. Gene Ontology annotation, cellular component: nuclear pore; nuclear pore central transport channel.
AAGGCCGGCUUAGAGACAGCUUUACCCCCCAAAACCCUCAAUUUCAAAACCCCGCAAUCUCUCGCACGCAACCACCAGAGGCGAGAGAAACCAUGUCGGGCUUCUCAUUUGGAUCUUCAUCGGCUUCUUCUUCUUCACUAUCCACGCCCGCAUUCUCCCUCUCGAACCCGCCCUCCUCCGGAUUAUCAUUCGGAUCCUCCGCUCCCCCAUUCGGAUCCGCCACCGCCACCUCUUCUUCCCCAUUCGGGUUCGGAUCCUCCACUUCCACUUCCUCUUCUUCUCCAGCUCCUUCCUUCUCCUUCCCCUUCAAUUCCGCUUCGACCCCCGCUGCCUCCUUGUUCGGAACUGCACCGUCUUCGUCCUCUGCAACUUCCGCUCCCUCCCCGUUUGGGACAAUCUCAUCAGCCGCGCCCACCUCAGGUUCGUCCCCAUUCGGUUCAGCUAAUUCAGGGUUUUCCUUGUUCGGGACCGCCUCAUCUGCUACUACUUCGGUCUCCGCCGCGGCAGGUUCCGGUUCGUCCUUGUUCGGAACGACGUCGUCCUCCGCUCCCAAGUCUAGUUCCCUCCUGUUCGGAACGACGUCGUCCUCCGUGGCACCAACCUCUGGUUCACCUCUGUUCGGAACGACGCCGUCCUCUGCGACGCCAACUUCUGGUUCGCCUCUGUUCGGAACGACGUCGUCCUCCGCGGCUCCAACUUCUGGUUCACCUCUAUUCGUAACGACGUCGUCCGUUGCGGCGCCAACUUCUGGUUCGCCUCUGUUUGGAACGACGUCGUCUGUUGCGGCGCCAACUUCUGGUUCUUCUCUGUUCGGAGCGACGUCGUCCUCCGCGGCUCCAACUUCUGGUUCAACUCUAUUCGGAACGACGUCGUCCUCCGCGCUACCAACCUCAGGUUCCUCUCUGUUCGGAACGACGUCGUCCGCUGCGGCGACUUCUGGUUUUGGUUCCACCCUGUUUGGAACAACAGCCUCAUCAGCGAAUACAGGUUUAUCCCCAUUCGGAGCUUCAUCAUCCGCUUCUCCAUUUUCAACUUCGACCACCGUCUUUCCCUCUUCUUCUUCUUCUUCUUUGUCUUCUGCUUCAACCACUCCUGCAUUCCCAUUCGCUUCAAGCUCAGCUCCAAGUUCAACCACAACCUCGCCUUUCUCUGCUACCGCUGGGAUUUCAUUCUCAAAUUCUUCAGCUUUUUCAAAACCCACGACACCCUCCGCUGCUGUAUCUUCCUCUUCAACUACAACAACGACUACGACAACCUCUUCUGCCUUCUCAUUCGUCCCACCCUCUUCCUCAGCUUCUCAGCCUUCAUUUGGGUACACAGCCUCUUCGGCCGCCGCUGCUGUUUCCACCACACCUGCAACAAAGGGUUCUUCUCUGUCCUUUGGAACAUCUACGGCUCCGUUGUUCUCGACGGUCACCACCACGACUGCUUCCACUCCAGCUGCUACUACUACUAGUAGUACUACUACCGCUGCUACACAAGCUUCAUUUUCUUUGCCCGCAUUUGGUGUGAGUUCUUCGGCUGCAACUAGUGCUUCAACAGCAGCAGCAGCAGCCAGCUCCGCCUUUUCUUCGGGCAAUGUAGGAGCUUUUACGGGCUUUGCGUUUAGCAAACCGUCGACGCCUGCUUCGUCCUUGCAAUCACAUUCGACUACUGCUGCGCCUACUUUUGGUGUCUCUUCAACUUCUGCAGCUGCAACAACUCCCAGUUUGAGCACUACUGGUGCGCAGACAUCAUCAUCUCUUAUUGUGUCCUCCAGUAGUGGGACAACUUCAAGUGUCAGCACUACAGUAUCUACUGCACCAAAAUUACCGUCUGAGAUCACAGGGAAGACUGUUGAAGAGAUCAUCAAGGAGUGGAAUUCUGAACUACAAGAGCGUACUGGAAAGUUCCGAAAGCAGGCUAACGCGAUAGCUGAGUGGGACCGGAGAAUUUUGCAGAAUCGUGAUGUACUUCUUAGGCUCGAGAUUGAAGUGGCAAAAGUGGUUGAGACCCAAACUAACUUGGAGCGGCAACUGGAGUUAAUUGAGACUCAUCAACAAGAGGUUGAUAUGGCUUUGCAAAGUAUGGAAGAAGAAGCUGAGCGUAUUUACAAGGAUGAGCGUGGAUUGCUUCUUGAUGAUGAAGCUGCUUCCACAAGAGAUGCAAUGUACGAGCAGUCUGAAUUUAUAGAGAGGGAAUUAGAGCAGAUGACAGAACAGAUCAAAUCAAUUAUUCAGACCCUAAAUUCCAACCAGGGAGGAGAACUUGAUGCAAUUGAUGGGAUGACACCACUAGAUGUAGUAGUCCGGAUUUUAAACAAUCAACUAAGUUCUUUAAUGUGGAUUGAUGAGAAGGCAGGGGAAUUUUCUUCUCGCAUUCAGAAACUCGCCAGCCAAGGUUCGACCGCAGAUCGUGAAUUGAUGGGUCCAAAGUUGUGGAGGUCCUAACCUCCAGAAUUGUAAACUACCUCAAUAUUUUAGAAACCUGCUUCUACCAGGUAAGGAUUGGUUAUUGCAGAGGAAAAGGUUUCGUUACACAACUCAUUCGGUUUUUUAGGCAAUAGCCUGCAUUUGCAGUGCCUAUGAAUGUUGUUAUUUGUAAGAACUGAUAUUCUGUCUCUAAUAACAUUUUUGGGAUGUUUUUAGCAGUGGAAUUCUGUAGAAAAAGGUAGAGUGUCUGUAGCCAUCUGUUGAAAUAUUCCCCUGUUUGAAUCUGCCAGUAAAAAAUGCAGAUUAUUCUAACAUGAACCCUACCCUCAUUAAAUGGACGACCAUGACUAUUGUUUCAUGUGUAAAUGUAUAUGUUUCUUUGAAUUA